This is a messenger RNA of Struthio camelus australis, 3146 nucleotides long. Lineage: Eukaryota; Metazoa; Chordata; Aves; Struthioniformes; Struthionidae. The record is from RefSeq and is a predicted model, not a curated record.
AUGAAGUUUGGGUAUGUAACACAACACAACAGAGACCUCAGCCAACGAGCAAAACCUAAGUCAGAUUCAGUUGCACCUCCUUUUCAUGAGAGUCAACAACUAGAUCAAGAAAAAACAGUUAUGCACAAGAUUAGACCAAUUUCACCUGUUCAUCAACCUUCAUCUGAGACAUCAACCAGAAAUGAGUUGAGAGAAAUGACGUCAGCUGCAGAAGUAGAAGGUUCGGUAUCAUCAGUAAAAGCGGGAUCCAAAGAAGAAAGGCAAUGGAGAGAAAUGAAGCUACAGCUGGAUGACUUGCCGGGAAUUUUGGCACGUUUGUCCAAAAUUAAGCUUACAGCUCUGGUUGUAAGCACUGCGUCCGCCGGGUUUGCCAUGGCUCCGGUCCCUUUUGACUUGACUUGUUUCCUCCUUGCCUCUCUUGGAACUGGACUGGCUUCCUGUGCUGCCAACUCCAUCAAUCAGUUCUUUGAGGUUCCGUUUGACUCCAAUAUGAACAGGACAAAAAACAGACCGCUGGUGCGAGGACAGAUCAGUCCCCUGCUUGCCGUGUGUUUUGCUGCCUCCUGUGGAGUCCCGGGAAUCGCCCUGCUGACUUUGGGAGUGAACCCGCUCACCGGGGCCCUGGGCGCCUUCAACAUUUUCCUCUACACGUGUUGCUACACGCCGAUGAAGCGGAUGAGCAUCGCCAACACGUGGGUGGGAGCCGUGGUCGGUGCCAUCCCCCCCGUCAUGGGGUGGACCGCGGCUACUGGUAGUCUCGAUGCUGGUGCAGUGCUGUUAGGAGGAAUCCUCUAUUCCUGGCAGUUCCCUCAUUUCAACGCCCUGAGCUGGGGGCUGCGGGAAGAUUACUCCCGAGGAGGAUACUGCAUGAUGUCCGUGACCCAUCCAGGGCUGUGCAGGAGGGUGGCUCUGCGGCACUGCUUGGCCUUAAUCGGACUCUCAACCGUGGCUCCUGUGCUCGACAUCACCACGUGGACUUUCCCUAUCAUUUCACUCCCUAUUAACCUGUACAUCUCCUACCUCGGCUUUCGGUUCUACAGGGAUGCAGACCGCAGCAGUUCUAGGAAGCUUUUCUUCUGCAGCCUGUGGCAUUUGCCGUUGCUGCUGCUUGUCAUGUUCACGUGCAAGAAGCCUUUCCUGGAGAAGGAAGAGAAAGGCGAUCUCCUUAGUGGAAAUCAUGGCAGGGCUUUGGAAAUUAGAUUGCCUUAAAUGUCAAUUACUUAUCAUCAACGUGACAGGUCAGGUAGUGUAUUUCAGUAAUUGCGGGAGGGGGAAACCUGUGGUGAUCCGUUUGAAGAAGAAUCAUUUGUGCCUAGUGCCACUUCAUAUGAUAAUUUUGGGUGUUGUUCUUAAAGGGAAGGGAGGUGAGAGCUUAAAGCGUUCGUGGGCCACAGGCCCCUUUCACUCCUCACAGCUUAAAAUCUAGCCUCUGUCAGAAGCACAUCACUUUCUGAUGGCCUUCCAAAGUCUUUGUGGGUCUUGAUCUCACGUCUCGUGGGUAGGAUUUCAGUUAGCAAAUCACAUACGCACACUUACUAAAUGCCAUCACUGGCAGCCUUGGCAAAGAAUUCAGGAAGCGACAAAUGAAUGGUUUAUCCGCCCCCAACAAAUGAGCAUCCUUUCCAAACGAAGCUUUGAGGCCCAUUGUGGAUUGGGUGAGCUUGCGUUGUCUCAGUCUGCUGAGACACCGUUCCUGCUCUGUUGUUACACAGAGGCCUUCAGUUUCUGAGACUGUCAACUGCUUACAUUUCCCAAGGUUCCCAUUCACUUCAGUAGGUUUUUGGUUUUCAUGUAGCUUUCGCAAUGCUAAAGAAAUAAACUAUCUUACAGCACACUACACAUCAGCAUUUAAACAGCCUGCAGAUAAACAGAUACUCCGUAGCAUGUGCUUUGGAAGACCCUCUUAGCCAUUUUACUGUACAUCCGUCACCGUGAAUUUCUGACUUCCUCGUGUUUUUACAUCUGUUUGAACUCUGUGUGCCAGACCUUCAGCUGCUGAAAAUUGACAUUAUUGUUUAUUCCAGUGAAGCUUUGAAAAGGUUUACCAGGUGAGAAUUAGAUCUCAGAGUCCAGUAGUUGUAAGGCUUUUGUGUGCUCAUGUGUCCUGUGCCAGCCCGUUCACUCUAAAUGCGCAUCUGCUGAUGCGUUAACUCCUGUACUGGAUGAGUUCUGGGCUUGCAUCAAGAAUUUGGACUGCAUUUGAUAUCACACCACUGUGGUUCACAGGCUUCGUUUGGGGUACGUUAUCAAUAGGGAAACAUAUUGUAUGGAAAAAAGGGUUGGGGUGUUUUUAUCUAAUAUUAUAAUGUUCAAAUUUCUGAUGCAGCCAGGGUCUCUCAAAAAAAUUGUUGGGAUGGUCCUAUUAGGAAAAUGCAUCAUCUUUGUUAAUUGAUACGAUAUAAUACGCUUCUAGCCGCAGUCUAAUAUAUUUAUGAUGCUGUUGUGAGGCUGUGGCUAGCCCUGAGCAUUACGUAGGGUUUGACUGUGACCAGCUGGGAUACCUCCAAACACAACAGCAUCCAGUGUAGACAAGGGUUAUGUUAUAGUUUGUUGUGGUAGUUAAUGCCUGUUAUGACUUGACGCAUUUUCAUGCCAAGAUUUCUUUCCCAUGUGGAAAGGGCCUGGGCAGCACCGCUGUGCAUCACGUCCAAAGUCGUCUGCUGAUAGUAAUACCUGAAAUGGGAGACACCUUCUCUAAUCUGAUCCCAAAUAAAUUUAGCCCUUCGAGAAACUUCACAAAUCUGCCACCAUGUGCUUAUCAUGCUGACGUAAAAUCUUCACUGGGUGCUUUCAUGAUCCGGGCCCAACUUCUGGUCUCGGUUACACUGGUGUAAAUCAGGAGUGACACCGUUAACCUCUGCUCUGUUGGCUGAGGUGCUUCACAGGAACAGAGCCACCUGUUUUGCAUGGCUCUUAAAUAACCAGUUGUAAGAUUUCCUGACUCUCUCAAGUGAUUGCAGAUGACCGUGUUGAGUUCCCUGGUGCUGUUUGUCUGACAGGCUCCAUUGUACUCAAGUUAACUGUGGGGAACACUUCAUAGAAAUAUCUGGAAACCAUACAACUGUGCAACUCCUUAAUUUGUUUUGAAAAUGCAUUCAGUCUUUUCUGCAAUAAAGUGCGUACUGUACAAAAAAAGAGAGGACUGC